AUGGAUGCACUAGAAGCGAGACUACAAUUUAUUCAAGUACUGAAAAGUUUGCCAAAGACUUUAAACUUAAGUAAAAACGUUACUACGACUAGCAGUCACGGUACUCCAAAUGUCAUACAAUCAACAGGAAAUAGUACAACAAGCAACACUUCCAGUAGUAAUGAUAAUCCGCAGGAUCCUACAGUAUUCUAUAUGAAGUAUUAUCUUCAACAUUUUGAGGACUUUCAACAAUGUAUGUUGGAUACGAUGAGUAAAAUGGAUCCGCUCGAUAGACUUUACAUUCUGAUAUAUUACUCUAAGAUCAUUCAUGAGCUAUAUAUGUACAUAAUACAGGGGCAGAAAAAAGAAUCUGUUUCAGAUACUGGUACGAAGUCAACGACUGAGAUUACGUUAUAUGACACUGUUAUUCCAGGAUUACAUACUGUCUGCGAACUUGCGUGUCCAAAUGGUGACAUGAAGGCAUUCACUAAUUUGCCUUAUUGUAUAAAUUUUUAUGAAGAUCUAAAAUCCCUGUUCCAAAAUACCAACCAUGUUGCUAUCGAGAAAGAAUUAUCAUUGGUAGAGCAACAUAUUAUUGAACUGAAACAAAAUAGAGAAGAAUUAUUUUCAAGUUUUAAACAAAAUGGAAUACUCACAUAUGAACAAUCAAGCAAUAAAAAUCCGUCGACAACGAAUAACACUAACCCUUCCGAGGUACAGAUUGUUCUUAAUAGAAUGGAGAUGGAUCGAGACAGACACAAGAAGUUGAAAGAACAGAAUUGGCAGAUCAACAGAAUUCAGAGCGUCGCAUCAACCGGCACAAUAACUAAUGAAAUGCUUGCUCCAACAGAGUUCGAGCAUCUCUGGUCAACCACACCUGCAUUCGACACCAGAGACGGUUAUUUUGCCAAACAAGUACAAGCCAUUGCCACUGAGAGUUACGCCCUAGAGUGA
Maudiozyma barnettii is the source of this 933-nucleotide messenger RNA. It is a transcript of the gene CTK3, whose product is annotated as Ctk3p. The coding region runs from base 1 to 933 and encodes 310 amino acids. Gene Ontology annotation, biological process: positive regulation of transcription by RNA polymerase I; positive regulation of DNA-templated transcription, elongation. The transcript has a single exon. The record is from RefSeq and is a predicted model, not a curated record. Gene Ontology annotation, cellular component: CTDK-1 complex. NCBI's taxonomy places the organism in Eukaryota, Fungi, Ascomycota, Saccharomycetes, Saccharomycetales, Saccharomycetaceae.